Erigeron canadensis is the source of this 2685-nucleotide messenger RNA. RefSeq lists its product as uncharacterized. The coding region runs from base 1 to 2685 and encodes 894 amino acids. NCBI's taxonomy places the organism in Eukaryota, Viridiplantae, Streptophyta, Magnoliopsida, Asterales, Asteraceae. The record is from RefSeq and is a predicted model, not a curated record. The transcript has 3 exons.
AUGAACUUUAAAGCUUCUGUGCUUGAUGAAGAUCGGUUUUUAAAGCAAAAAGCGAAGAUUGAUUGGCUUGAGGUUGGUGAUUCAAAUACUAAAUAUUUCCACAACUCCAUGAAAGCAAAACAUCAUCAAAGUAGAAUUGACAAGAUUACUGAUGUUCAUGGGAUCGAUCAUGAGGGGGGUGAAGUCCCAAAGGCCUUAGUUGCUCAUUAUGAAUCGUUUCUUGGAAAACCAGGGCCAACGACAGAGUUUAAUAGUGUAGGGGUAUUUGUUAAUACUCUCGAUAGUACCAAAGCUAAUAUGAUGAUCCAAGCCGUUACUGAUGAUGAAAUUAAAUCAGCUCUUUUUUCUAUCGAUGACAACAAAGCUCCAGGUCCGGACGGGUACUCUUCUUUGUUUUUUAAGAAAACAUGGGAUAUAACGGGGAAAGCUCUAUGUCUUGCUGUUCACGACUUUUUCAAAACUGGUCGAAUUCUAAAGGAAAUAAAUCACACCUUUCUAGCUUUAAUCCCGAAGGUUGAUAUACAAAAGGCAUAUGACACUAUUGAUCGGAAGUUCUUACGAGCGAUCCUGAUAGGAUUUGGGUUCCAUACCAUUAUGGUCGAUUGGAUCAUGACAUGUGUAACGAGUGCUUCAUUCUCUCUUAGCAUUAAUGGUAAUAUUUAUGGUUUCUUCAAAGGCGAGAGGGGGCUUAGACAAGGAGACCCGAUGUCUCCUUAUCUUUUUACACUAGUCAUGGAGGUUCUUUCAUUGAUUCUGAAGAAGGCUGUUCAAGAAAUAGGAUCGUUUAAGUUUCAUAACCAAUGUAAAAAAGAUCAAAUCAUUAACAUUUGUUUUGCAAAUGAUUUCUUCCUAUUUGCUCGUGGUGAUUUGGCUUCGGUCAAAGUGCUCAUGGACGGUCUUGGUGUGUUUACCAAGGCAUCUGGUUUGAAUCCGAGUAUCUCAAAUAUCACGGCGUUCUUUUGUAAUAUCCCUGAUCAUGUAAAACAGGCCGUGUUUGGUAUUAUGCCGUUUGCUGAGGGACAACUUCCAAUUCGUUACCUUGGAGUCCCACUUAUCUCGUUUAGGCUGCUACAUAAGGAUUGUAAAGUCCUUGUUGAAAGAAUGGAGGCCAAGAUUAGCGAUUGGAAGAACAAGUCAUUGUCGUUUGUCGGAAGGUUACAACUCAAUAACUCUGUUCUUUCAUCUUUACAUAUUUAUUGGGCAUCGGUGUUUAUUCUUCCUGCUAGUAUUAUUAAUGACUUGGAAAAGAAGAUGCGAAGCUUCCUUUGGUGUCAAGGGCCGAUGUCUAAAGGUAAAGCAAAAGUGUCGUGGAAAGAUUGUUGUUUGCCUAAAAAUGAAGGUGGUCUUGGUAUACGAAGAAUUCGGGAUGUUAAUAAAGCCCUUAUGACGUCUCAUAUUUGGAGUGUUAUUAACAAACGAAAGUCCUUGUGGGUGAAAUGGAUAUACUCGAACAAACUUAAUGACAGAAAUUUUUGGGAUGUACCACUUCGGGCAGGGAGUGAAUGGGGUUGGAGGAAAAUGCUACUCAUGCGUGAUGCUAUCCGUCCUCAUAUCAAAUUCUACGUGGGAAAUGGACACUCGACAUUUGCUUGGUACGAUUCUUGGUUACCAAUAGGUCCACUAUGCAAAUAUAUAUCGCCAAGAGAAGUUACUUCAGCUGGAUUCAGGCUAGAAGCAAAAGUGAGCAAUCUGAUCAAUAAUGGUAGUUGGCUAUGGCCAUCAGCUUGGUACGAUCUAUUUCCAGUCUUAAUUGGAAUGAAUGUUCCUAUUCUAAAUUGUGAUGAGGAAGAUACUAUUUUUUGGAUUGACAAGGAUGGAAAUGAGGUUUCGUAUUCAACUAGUAGUACAUGGGACUCCUUGCGUUGGAGCCAACAACGGGUUGAUUGGUUUGAUAUGGUCUGGUUCCCUCACUGUAUCCCCCGGCACUCGUUCCAUGUAUGGUUAAUUUUGAAGAAGAAACUCAAGACUCAAGAUAAACUAAGGCAAUGGGAUGUUAGUGGCUCCUCUAACUUAAACUUGCUGUGUUGUUCCUUGUGCAAACGUGGUCCUGAUUCUCAUGAACACUUAUUCUUCGAAUGUGACUAUUCUUCACAGAUUUGGAACUUGGUACGCCCUCUUGCUAUGUUCCAGCAUGUUUCGUGCAGUUGGGAGAAUAUUUUGCAAGCUAUUCUUGCUGAUAAUCCGAAAUUAGCAAGAAUGGUUAUUGGGAAAUUACUUGUAGCUGCUAUGACAUACUUUAUAUGGCAAGAGCAAAACAACAGGUUAUUGACCCCAAAUGAAAGAACUGUUAAUCAGAUGCAGGACUUAAUCGUGUCAACUGUUAGAUUGAAACUGGUGACCUUGAAGAUCAAAAGGAAGACGCAAGGACGGAGAAUUUUGGAAGCAUGGAAUAUACCGAAGAUAAUUGAUAAGGGCGAAGAUUGUGAAGAAGAUGUCGGGGGGGGGGGGCAGAAUUCUAGAUUAUUGGAUGAUACAGGUGUUAUUGUUGCACCGCCUCCGAUUGUGGAGGCUGUUGAGGAUGUACAGAUGGAGGAUGCUCCACAAGAGCAACCUAGGCCACGUGCUCGCACCAUUCCUAUCCCGAGUUCAUUUGAUCUCACACUGUUGGGACAGACGGUGCAGACUAUUUAUGAUGAUCAGCAGGCCAGCAGGAGAGCUAUCAGUGACGGAUGGACCAGGAUAUGA